This is a messenger RNA of Raphanus sativus (radish), 1132 nucleotides long. Its product is annotated as F-box protein DOR-like. NCBI's taxonomy places the organism in Eukaryota, Viridiplantae, Streptophyta, Magnoliopsida, Brassicales, Brassicaceae. The record is from RefSeq and is a predicted model, not a curated record. The transcript has 2 exons. Bases 1 to 1119 code for a protein of 372 amino acids.
AUGUAUCAAUCUGCAAAGAAAGCCGCUGACGUGGCCAAUGCUAAGGCGAUAGCGAGAUGUCGUUGCUUAUCCAAGCUCUGUGCGUCUGUACUUAGCAGUCAAUAUUUCACAGAAUUGUUCUUGACCAAAUCUUCUGUUAGCCCUCAGCUUCUGUUCGCCUUCGAGGCUGGCAGAGAGAUAUCCAUUUUUUCUUCGCCUCAGCCUGAAAAUCCAGAAGAUAGCUCGUAUGUUGUAGCUGCCAAUCACCUUGCACGUUUCCCACGUUCCUAUAGAUUCUCUGCUCCUACCAGUGGCUUCUUCUGUUAUAAAGUUAAACAUACAUGUGAAGGGGUGGACGUUCCAGAGUUUGUUCCGGUGAUAUGUAACCCCAGCACGGGACAGUCCUUGACCUUACAAAGAUUGAACUCGAGAAAGAAGUAUGGAGGGGAAACCUAUCUUGGGUAUGACCCUGUUUCCAAAGACUUCAAGGUAUUGUCAAUGGAACACUCGUUUGUAAGUGGUGAGUUGAUCUCUGUGGAGCACCAAGUUCUGACAUUAGGAACCAAUAAAUUGUCAUGGAGGAUGGUCGAAUGUUGCAUACCACAUUUUUGUUCUCAUAAGUGGAUAUGCAUCAGUGGUGUUAUCUACUACGCAGCUACAGCAGCCGGAUCUAAAGUGGAAUUAUCUAUGGUAGCUUGUUUUGAUUUGAGGUCUGAGAAGUUCUACUUUGUGAAAUUAAGUAGAGAAAGGCCUGGUUCAACAACUCUGGUAAAUUACAAUGGAAAACUGGGUUUGCUUAUGUCUGGAGAUUCUGGUUAUAUUAGUCGAGCAAGUAAAAGUCUUGAGCUGUGGGUUCUACGAGAUGCUGGAAACAAUGAGUGGUCCAAGCAUAUAUACGUAUUACCACCUCUGUGGAAGGAUGUAGUUGCCAGGGACAUGCAAAUACGCAUUGCUGGAAUGGUUGGUGUAAAUGAAAUUGUCUUGGCUCCUACUUGGUUCCAAAACGUGCCUUUCUAUGUCAUCUACUUCAACGUGGAGAGAAAAACGAUCACAAAAGUUGGCUUCCAAGGAAUGGAAGCGUUUCGGGGUAAGAGUUUCGACACCUAUCUCAACUACGUUGAGAAUGUGAAGCUUAUUUAAGCAUUUUAAGAGA